Pelodiscus sinensis (Chinese soft-shelled turtle) is the source of this 1842-nucleotide messenger RNA. RefSeq names its product G protein-coupled receptor 85 (gene GPR85). Gene Ontology annotation, cellular component: plasma membrane. The record is from RefSeq and is a predicted model, not a curated record. Gene Ontology annotation, molecular function: G protein-coupled receptor activity. Lineage: Eukaryota; Metazoa; Chordata; Testudines; Trionychidae. Gene Ontology annotation, biological process: G protein-coupled receptor signaling pathway.
AGCCGCGAGCUACCGUCCUCUGCCUCCUAGGGGGCUGCAAAGUACCAGCCGGCAGCCAGCCCUUCCCCGGCUCGGGUCGGUGGGGGGGAGGGGUCAGUUCAAAGGCAUGAGCAAGGAGCAGCCUGAUUCCGCCUCCUCCCCACGCCGGCUCGCCCCGGCUCCCCGCGAACUCCGGCUCAGCAGCCGCACCGUGCAGCGGCGGCGGCUGCAAGAGACUGUGCCGCUGCGACAGGGGAGGCGGAGGCUGGGAGCUGAAGGAGGCUGAGCGAGCAUGCGCCGCCGGCGCCACUGACUAGGUCCUCAGCCCAGGUACCAAGGGGGAAGAAAAACAAAAACCCACUAGCAAUUUACAGCCGGCAGACGCUGUAGAGUGCGAGGCUCGCCAGCACCAACAGAUAUUUUGAUGGCAUGACAAGUCAGAAAGAAGAAAAGAGGAUGUACUCUAUGACUAAACACAAGAUCUGUUCUGUUUGUGGAUUACAUUUUCAGUAAGAUGUAUGGAUCUACUUUUUCCUUGUUCUUAUAUAUAGAUCAUAAGACUUGACUGAGGCAAUAUCCAUAUCAUCCAUCCAUCUAUGGCGAACUACAGCCAUGCAGCUGACAACAUUUUACAAAAUCUCUCUCCUUUAACAGCCUUCCUAAAACUGACUUCACUGGGUUUCAUAAUAGGAGUCAGUGUGGUGGGUAACCUUCUGAUCUCCAUUUUGCUAGUCAAAGAUAAGACCCUGCAUAGAGCUCCUUACUACUUCCUGUUGGAUCUUUGCUGCUCAGACAUCCUCAGAUCUGCAAUUUGUUUCCCGUUUGUUUUCACCUCAGUAAAAAAUGGCUCUACUUGGACGUAUGGGACUCUUACUUGCAAAGUGAUUGCCUUUUUGGGGGUUUUGUCCUGCUUCCACACUGCUUUUAUGUUGUUCUGCAUAAGUGUCACCAGGUACUUAGCUAUUGCCCACCACCGGUUUUAUACAAAAAGACUGACCUUCUGGACUUGUUUGGCAGUUAUCUGUAUGGUGUGGACCCUUUCUGUAGCUAUGGCUUUCCCCCCAGUUUUAGACGUGGGCACCUACUCAUUCAUUAGGGAGGAAGACCAAUGCACCUUUCAGCAUCGUUCUUUCAGAGCCAAUGAUUCUUUGGGAUUUAUGCUUCUUCUUGCCCUUAUACUCCUAGCCACACAGCUUGUCUACCUCAAGCUGAUAUUUUUUGUUCAUGAUCGCAGGAAAAUGAAGCCAGUCCAGUUUGUUGCUGCGGUGAGCCAGAACUGGACUUUUCAUGGCCCUGGAGCCAGCGGUCAAGCAGCAGCUAAUUGGCUGGCUGGAUUUGGAAGGGGUCCCACACCACCAACCUUGCUGGGAAUCAGGCAAAAUGCAAACACCACAGGCAGAAGAAGGCUACUGGUCUUGGAUGAGUUCAAAAUGGAAAAGCGAAUCAGCAGAAUGUUUUACAUUAUGACUUUCCUCUUUCUGACCUUGUGGGGUCCCUAUUUGGUAGCCUGUUAUUGGAGAGUUUUUGCAAGAGGGCCUGUCGUACCAGGGGGAUUUCUAACAGCCGCUGUCUGGAUGAGUUUUGCCCAGGCUGGAAUCAAUCCUUUUGUCUGCAUUUUCUCCAACAGGGAGCUGAGGCGCUGUUUCAGUACAACCCUUCUUUACUGCAGAAAAUCCAGGUUACCAAGGGAACCUUACUGUGUUAUAUGAGGGAGCAUCUGUAAAUCUUUAGCCUUGUGAAACACUACCCUUUCUCUGCUAAGCAAUUGUGGCCUGUAGCCAUGUCUUGAGAAGAAAAUCAAGAAUGGGAAGUCAGCAGCUGUAAGGAUUUGGGCAACAUUCUGCAGUCUUUGCAAUAGCUCAC